UCCGCAGCAGUUAUACCACGUGACCUCAAAUAUAUAUAUGUUAUUCUAAGCGUCCAGCAUACAGCAGAGGGUUCGUUUUUCUCGGCUUUGAUGUACUGAGAGAGAGUUAUGAAAAAAAACGACGGUUUGUGGCGUGGUUGAUCUUGCGCUCAAAAGUGACUUGAUUUAUUUAUAAGUAGCGAGUGGAAACUUAGCGAGUUUGGAGAGUCUUUCUCCGUGCACUUUCCGUGAUUUUUCUGUCCUACAGAUGAUGAAGGAUUGUUGUUUUGGUCCAGUUAGUCUCUCAGAGACAAACUCAAGCCAUAUCAAUAUCAAGCCUGCAGUAUAGCGCAUCUGUUUACAAGGACCGGUAAGACAACUCUGUGUAUACAUCUGUAAUUGACGUGGACGUUUCUGCUCCGGAGGAGGUUGCACUUCCCCCGGUGUGUCUCAGAUGAGAAGGAGGAAGAGGAGGAAUGACGAAGUUCAAGGCUAAUCAAUGUGGACAACCUUGGCAGCAAAGAAGAAAAAAUAAUGUAGAGACAGCCGGCGUAGAAGUUUUAACUAACAAGUCUGACCAAGCUGGUUUGAAAACUGCAGAUAGCAUAGCUCUUAAUCAUUCCAUAAAACCGUGUCCAUUCACUUUUUUAACAGCUGUCAAGCGUAAGCUUGAACUUGGCAGAAAUCAUUCUACUACCAAAAAAGCUUAUGAUUCAGAAGAAAGUAGAGAGGUACCCGAGGGUACAAUGAACUUUAUAAAGCCUCUGAAAGUUCCAGACCUGAAGAUCUCACCCAAGGCUGAUUUCUCAUCAAGAGAAAGUCUUUUAUCAAAUGAAGAACUGUCGAAAAAAAUUGAAGCUGCUCAAAGAGAUGGGAUGUCGUCAAAAGUUACCGAAAGAGUACCCAGAAAACUCGAGUUUUCUUCAUCUAGUUCCACAUCAUUGUUAAAUUACGAAAAAAUCGAGCCUCUUCAAGUACCAGACCUCACAAUAUCCAAGAAAAAAGAUGUCUCCAGAGAUAAUUCGCGGGAAAAAGAAAACAGAACCAAAAGGGUGAAAAAAGACGAUCCUCAGGAUGUAUUGAAGUGGCCGGAAAGUCAGAGACACAUAUCUAGAAAAGAAAUUGCCGAGUCCAUAGUCAAUAGGAAAUUGAAAAACGAUCGCAUUUUGUCACAUGGUCCAAAAGUCAGUGAUGCAUUUUCCAAACCCAAAUCGAAACCCAAAAGUUUCAUUACUUCUACAUCCCGGAAAGAUGAUGAAAAGCGGUAUAAGUUGACCAAGGUUCCAUUAACAAAGUCCAAAAGCAAAACUUUAGAAUCCAGAACUAGUACGUCGAGCAGCGAGUCAUUGUAUCCUGUGGAGAAAGGGACACGAUUACACGAUAAGAUAUUAAUUCGCGAAGGUUACAAGGCUAUGCUUUCAGAAAUCACUGAUCGUAAGCAUAAAGAGGACAGUCAGAUGGUAAACACAUCGAAACAGUCGGAGGAGCAAAAACACAAGUCACAUUCUGAAGCAAGGCCGCUGAAGCAUCAGAGCAAAUCGAGUCCAAUAAAAACCAUAGACACUUUGACGCGAGACCAGAGCAAGAGAAUUUUGGACAAGCAAAAGUUGAUGAAAGCCGAUUCCAAACACUCCUCCGAGAUAAGCGAAGACCUUACUUCCACAGCUAGUCUUUCAAAAAGUCAAAACUUUGCUACAGAAACAUCCUCAUCGUCGACACUAAAAAGUAAAGACGUCGUUGAAAGAAGUCAUUCAGGUAGCAAUCGUAACAAUGAGAAUUAUCAAUACUCUGAUGAUGUUCUGACCGCGUCCGAUCUUAUUUCCAAUAACAGUAUAAUUGAAACAAAAAUUUCACAAGAUAGUUCAUUGUCUGAAAAGUUGUUGGAUCCCCUUAGGAUAUCUUUUAGAGACACGAGCUAUUCAAACCAGGCUGAGUUUGCUGAUUUGAUUACACCAGAUAUGAAUUUGACGAUUCGUUCGUCUAAAAGAAGAAAGGCUCCAAUUGGAAGGGAAAAUGACAGUGAUGAAAAAGAUUCCAAACAAAGUUCGUUAAAGAACAGUCAAGAUAGUGAACAGUCGCUUAUGGGAACACAACGACAGUCGGCAUUACUAGAUUCGUUUACCGGAUCGUUACAGCAGACGUUAGAUACCGACAGAUCGAGAUUAUCCAGUGACGAUUCAAAAAGACUCACAGCAUCUUUGUCAAAUGAUAAAAAAGACAACGAGUCCAAAAAAAAUGAAAUUACUUCCAUGGAAAUUAACAGUGAUGCUAAAAAAAUAAUCCAAAAGCCAGCUGUCAAAGUAGCAGAGGUGCAAACGCAAACGGCGAACGAUAUCGCGACGCAAACGGACACAAUGUUUCAUCAGCACAAGACCGAUAAUUCGUUGGUGUGCUCCAGAGUAGUAACGAAUAAAAAUGACAUUUUUGGCGUUUCUUUGGAUGAGAGUAGAUGCGAUGGUGCAGUGGAUCGUAUCGAGAAUAUUUCCAUGCCAAACAGAAUGAGAACAACAUCCGAGAUCAGCAUGUACGAAACGACUUCCUCCAUAAAGACAGAAACUGGCACGGAAAUCAGCAUAUCAACUCGAGAUGUCACUUGUUCUUUCAACAAAUAUUUAGACCUUGAGAUGGCGCAGUUGAUAAAAGAUGAGCGUCAGAGAUACGAUAAGAUCGAAAUGCUUUUCAAAUCACGCGAAAAAACCUUGAACGACCGAACUAAAAAGUUGAUAAAACUCGAGGAGCAAAAGCGCGCGCUUAGGGACACCGGCCAAGACAGUCGGAUCAGCUCGGUCAAGAAGAAGCAGCGGGCUCUGUUGCUUAAGCUUCAGCAGGAGAAAGAUGAAAUGAACAGGUUGAAAGAACUUCACAAAAUAGCUAGUCAAGAGAGAAAACUUUUGUUGCAAAAGCAACGUGAUAUGUUUAAUCCUGAAAUGUCGACAAGAACCAUACUUAACAAGUUAAAACGAAGCGCUGAUAGUCAAUCGCCGAGACGGCUUUCAGGACCCAUGAAGGGAUACGAUAUUCGUAGUAACUCGUCGAUAAGUUCGCUAGUCGAUUCCGAUAAGUCACAGCUUGAUCGUUCUCAGUUCGAUUUCAAAAUGAACUUAUCUGAUAUCUCGCCCGAGAAUAAUGACCAGGCGUGCUCUAGAUUAGAAGCGGAAUCCGUUCUGAGACAGGGGAUACAUAGUUCGGAAAAUACAAUUGAUAAAAAGUCGUUUAAAGCCGAUAGUGUUAAACAACAAAAAGACAUUGCUGCAGCAGUAAAGCUCAAGUAUGACUUGAAGGCACGAAAGUUUGAAGAAAAAAUGCCCAAGGCGGAUAAAAUGAAGCAGUACGACUUGGAUCUUGUGUUGAGGCACAACGUGAAUGUGAGUCAAGAUGACGACGAUAAAUCGAUUUCGGAACACAUCAAGUCGGAAUCUGACGCCAUCAUUGAAGAAUUCGCGCAAGUUUUGAAGUCACAGUUUCCCAACAUUGACUCAGAGUCGCUAACCGUUUUGGAAGCUCCUGAAACCAUAGAGGCAUUUAAAAAGAUGCAACGAAUAUCGUCGUCCUCGAGUAAAAUCGAGAAAGAACCAGCACGCAAACUGCAGCAACAGCAGCAGCAUCAAUAUGCGCUGUCGGAUAAAAAUGCAAAACGCAAGGGCUUGAAGAACCAGAAAUCCAAGUCUUCUCAGUCCGAAUCCAUCUCAAAAUCGGAAGAUUCAAACUGCACCGACGACAUUUACCAGCAUCUCAACAAACGGUCCAAAAUCGACAGCGACCAGUUAUCAGACGACAAUUACCAGAACUCGAUGUUGGAAGAACUUGACUUUAACGAGAGUCAAAGCUCGCUGCACGCUCUGUUGAAGCACUCGACUCUGCUGAAAGAACGAAAUCGGCAGAUAUUGCAAGACAUCAACGACGAGCGGAACAACGCCGUAGCUGAAAACUCGGAGAGUCCGCUGUCGCAAAAGGACGAGGAAGAGAACGUUUUGCUGGGCAACACGUCGGCAAGGUCUCAGCUCAGUCUUACGAUAUCCCACCAGAGUUCCAACGACAGUGACCGAAGUUACUCGAGAUCGGUUGUCAUCAGAUCACAGCAGGACCAUCACCAUCACCAUACCACGGGCUUGAAGAAUUCGAAAAAACUCGAGCAAAUCCUGAAGGCUCGCGAGGCCACGCUCGUCUCAAGGCGCAACUGCGUCGAGGAGUGGAUCGCCUGGCAUGCGCGGCUGCGCGAGGAAGAAAAUCGCGUAGCACGGAUGGAGCAGGCCGCCUACAAGCUUGUCAGUGCCACCGCCAAAGCUCUGUCCCACAAUGACACAACGGUUUCGUCGGACACGAGCGACGUCGAGGGCCGAAUCGAGCUGCUCACGCAAGAGUUGGCCGAUCGCCGAUUGGAGAUGGCGCGGCUGAAGAAGGAGGCCCGUAAAAAGGUCAAGCAAAGGCUCAGGGCAGUCGAGGCUAAUUUAUUGAAUCAAAUUAAGAAGUACGACGGGACGAUUCGCGAUAUGCGCAAGAAGCUGGACUCGAGAAAGGUGUCCUCGAAGGAGAUAGAGAGGCUCGCGGGUGAUCCAAAAUCGGUUAUUGAUUUCAAAGUGCCUGAAAUUCCCAUCAAGAAGAUACAGGAAAUUUACAAAAACAGCGACUUGCUGCGCUCAAAAUCCGAUUCCGACGUUAUAUCGGCAAGAAACUACGACAGGCCGAAAGCCGACUCGACGAGCACCAAUGACGUUGAUAGGGAUUCUUCGAAGAGCAAGAGCCCGGGCGAGCCGUCGUCGGUUGCUAGCUUGUAUACUGUCAACGAUGAGCUCGAAAAUGAACUGUCGGAAAAGUCGGACGCGAGUGCGGUGCAAUCGUACAAAACGAAAUCCAACUCGGAAGAAAUCGCGACGCAAAACAGUGUGAUCACGGAACGGGAAGUGCACGAAAUGAAGAGAUCAUCGUCGCAGAGCAGCAACAUUUCCGAGGAGAUUCCGAGCGAAAGUUAUUCGGUCAGAUCGCAGUCCGGACACGUGCAAACUCCGAAAAUUUCGGAAGCUGUGUCGCCUCCGGGUGUGUUGGAGCACAGUGCGGGUACAGUCUCCAAAAGAUAUCCGAUGGAAGGUUCUAACAUCGAAGAAGAAUUAUCGCCCGAUUAUGAUGACACUUCGUUGAUAUUUUCUAAAAAGUUGGAUCACAUUCAGUUACAUAACAAAGAGUUGAAUGAUGACAUUCACAAUUUAGAAAGUGAUCUGAAAGCUUUGACAGAAAUGAUGUCGAGCUUUGGCAAAAAGACGAACGACAACAGAUCGGAUUCGAUUGAUCAAAGCCACAGAUUGUCUAAAGACACGGAUAAAAGUACCUCGAAGGACGUCUCCGAGGAAUUGCCAGUAUCCGAAUCAAACUUGAAAAUGAACACUAUUGACGAUGAUUUGCAUGCUAGGGUUAAGAAAAUUUUGUCAGAUGUAGUUCCAGAAACGGAUGAUUUAGUCACUUCGAUUGAGGAACUCGAUGUUCGAGCUCAAACGGUAGAAACACCUAAUAAAAUCACAACAACCGAAGAAAUUUCUACUCACGUGGCUUCUCCAUCCAUUGAAAAUGAGAAAGUAUUCGAUACACAAACUGAUACUAUUAUAUCAGAAAUAAUUGUAACUGCCGUUAAAGAAGAUCAGGACAAAAUUUCUCCUGAUGAAUCUCGGCAUUUAGUGCACAUGUCAUCUAAAUCUUCAGACGAAUUUAUCAGUGCUCAAAAAGACGAUACAUAUCGCUCGGACUCUGAAAAGUUCACUAGUUAUCAUAUUCAAGAUAAUAAUAGUGAUGAAUCAGAACUAACGAGAGGAGUAGUUUCUUCGGAACAAAUAGUAGCAUUGAAAAUUGACGAUAAAAAUACUGCCGAAAAUGAAAUUCACACUGCUGUGGAAGAUAAAAGUAUUGAAACUGGAAUUUCUACCACUGAAAAAGUGUCUCCGAUGGAGAUAGUAAUUUCAAAGACUGAUAACGAAGUAGUUAGCACAGAUUGCAUUCAAACAGAUGAUGCCGAUGUGUGUGUGGAAGAAAUCAAACCAUCAGCAGCCAAAGAAAUUUCAAUAAACCAUAUCACAUCCAAAGCCGAUGAUAAGGAAAAUAUUGACAAUGGAGCUCACUCGGCAUCUGAAGACGAAGACAACCAAGACAAAGUGUCCACUGUUGAGGAGGUUAAUCUUGAGACUGAUGAUUCAUUAAAUAAAACGGCAGAGUCGGAUGACUGGGUAUCAUCUGAUUCCUUUGACAUUCAAAAUUUUGGGAACAAAGACUCGAAAGCUGUCGACUUGCAGCCAGAGCGAAGCACGAUUUCAAAAAUGAACAAAAGCGAGUGUCAAAACGGGCUCAGCGAUAUGGAAGACUCGGCUCUGUUCAUUCCCAGGGGUGAGUCAACAAACAUCCAGGAUACCUUUGUGCUCAAGCUCGACGAGACGACUGAAGACAUCGGUAUUCGUUCGAAAGAAUUCAAUGAUAUUCUUGAUAUUAUCGAAAAGACAGAAAUCAAUGAAGAUCCCAAUGCAGUGCUUCCAGCUCCAGCAAUUUUAGAAUUAGAAAGUCAAAAUUUGCAGAAAGCCGAUGAAAUAGGUGAAAGUCCAAUCGAGCAUGAGAUUUCAAUCAUAAAUAAGUCCGCGGAUGACGUAUCCGAGAGCAUAGAAGAAGAUAUCGAAGGCAAAAACGAUGCUAGUAAUUCAGAAGGGUUGGAAAAAGAUCAAUCGCCGGUUGAUGACUAUUUGCCAAAAAUAGAAAUUGGUAUUGAAAUUCAGCUCGUCGACGAUGAAGAGGAAAAGAGUAAAGAAAAGCUUAAAUUGAGUUCUCCAUUGGAGCAAAAUGAAGUUCAAAUGACAACCAGUGCCAAAGAAGUAGAAACAGAAGAUCGAGGAAGUUCGGAUGGUGAGCAGCUGGAUAAUUUGGUGGAAGUAGCUGAGACUACAAAUGAUACUAUAGAAAAACGAUCGUUCGACGAAGAAAAAUCAGCUGGAACGGAAGUGAAGAAUGUUUCUACCGAAACGUCGAAAAACCAUGUCACAGUCGUCUUGAACAGGACGUUCGAGGUCAUAAAAGAUCCGGAGUAUGAAGACAUUUCGGAAGAGAGCCUAGAAGUUUCGGAGAUUCUCGACAAGUCAGAGCGUGCUAGGCGAAAGCCGAAAAAGUUCUCAAAGGUACCCGAAAAGUACGUGAUCAAGUCGAAGUCGGAUGAAGUAUUGCGUAUACUUGAUGAAUUAUCGAACAAAUCUACGGUCAGUUUUAAAGAGCAGAAUAAAGACGUUGGUGUUGGGGAUAAUGAUAAAAGUGAUGAUUCCAAGACCGUCGGUGUAGAAGUUUCACCGGAAAAAACAGUUGUCGCGUCUCCAGAAAAGUCUCCUAGCGAAGUCAGAACAAAGUCUAGGCCCAAAGUCAACUCCCCGGAAGAAAUUGCAGAAGACGAAGCUAAAGGACCCAAAAUACCUGGUGAUGGGGAGGAAACUUACCUGCCAAAGGACGUUCCUAAAAAUGCUGCUGAGUCAAGCUUGAGCGAUGGCAUGGACACACCGAGUGGCAUCUCCGAAAUUGACAUGGAUUCACCUAAAGGUGCCAACGAUAAUUCUCGAUUGGACGUCGAUAUUCUGGACGACGAUCUUCUGAGUGGAAAUUCGCUGCUUGUACAGUCACCGGAGAACGAAGCAAAGACUGAAUUCCACACGAGGCCGAUGGGGGUUAGCUCUGAAAAGGAUAUCAAGGCCAUGAUUCACAAGUUGCAAGCUUCUCUGGAGCAACCAGGAAUAGAGUACGCGGCCCUCGAAGCCAAACUCCUUCAGAUAGAAAAUCUGAAAAUCGAGCUGGAGGUAUGGGAAAAACUUAUAAAAAAACUGGAAGCCGAGGAGGUGUCGUACUACUUCCGCGAGAUCCCGAACAAGCCGCCCCCUCCUUACACUCCUCCGGGCGCGGGACGGCUGUCCACUAGCUUCAACGACUCGCCCUCGCCGCCGCCGUCGGUCGUGCCAGCGAGCGCCGAGGAGCUCACGGUCAUCACCGACAGGAUCGCCGCGUUUAUCUACGAAGCCAAGCAGUCGGGUGAGCACCUGCCGCUCUUGGAGGCGCCGAGCGAGAUCUGCGAGCUGAGCAAGGACGAGCAAGGGGCCAACGACAGCAACGAGCCGCUCAAGAGGGACCGGCGCAUCUACAACACCUUUCUCUUCGACCUGUGCAAGGAACUCGUCGUCGACCUGUACCAGAGCGAGUACGAGGAGUCCAAGCCCAGCUGGAUGCAGAUCACCGUGAAAAGCGGGCCGAGCCUCAAGGUGCCCAGGUCACUCGAGGAGCUCAACGAGUACGUGUCGAAGGAGGUGGCCACGCUGCUGGGCUUCAAGUCAAAACCCCAGCGUGAGAAUUUGGUCAUGCGUUGGAGCCGGAAACGUAGGGACAGGGUGGACGAGCUGCUGGCCAAGGAGGCUCAGCAGGAGGAGAAGGAAUGGACCACCUACGACUACGAUGGGCUGACCAUAAAGAACGAGCUGACUGCCGCGGUGCUCGACAACCUCAUCACCGAAACGAGCAGGUUCGUCAAGGCGGCCUACGCGAAGAAGCGCCGGCUUGCCGAGGUGACGGACAUUUGUUCUGCUCAAGUGCAAGCUGCGCGGUAAGAAUUAAUUGAGUCCUUUUUUUUUUUUUUCCCGUAAGUAAUUAUCUCUUUUUGAAAAAUAUCUCGGAGAUGAUCGAUUGUAUUUGGUACAAUUGGCAAUUGUAAAUAAUUUUGCUGUUCGUCAGCGAUAAUCAUUGUGAAAUGUGAAUUGUACAUUUAAAACAUUUUUUUUUUUUUAUUCACGGAUCAGUGAGGGUUUGUCGUUUUUCUUUUUGCUUUUGAAAAACCGAGCGUUUAAACAUCGAAAUCGAAAAAUUGAAUAUUGUUGAUUCAAUCAGUACCCUGCUGCUAAGAAAAUAUUUAGGCAGUAGAUUGUUUAAAUUUACGGUUGAUAGUUUUUUAAUGUACAGUUGACAGGAAAAAAAAAAAAACGGUUCAGCAUUGCGUUAUUCUUUCUACGUGUAAUUGUAUGCUGUCAUCAUACUGCUGCUAAGUUAUUUUUGAAAAUCCAAACGACACUUUUGUCAACUGACACAUACACAUAGGCUGGUUCCUAUUCAUUUUUUAAAUGUUUCUUUCACUUUUUUCCGAAUUCACAUUAGUAUACGCGUGUGCUCUCCACAGGUAGUAAACUAUGUAGAUAAAACAGCAUCCUUAUAAAUUACACGAUUUCCAGACGUACUGACGAGAGAUCAAUACUUUAACGUCACUACGCGAACGCAAUCCAAUGCAACUCCGAUACGAGUAAUAAAAGUAUUUUUUUUUUUUUUCAUGUUUAAUGUACGUAUCUAUUGUAUAUUUGUUAGUUUUGCGAGACUGUAAAUUAAAGACCAUGGGUGCGAGGCCUUGAGUAUAUUCUUUAUAAUUGUUAUUUUUGAAUGACUCGAGGUACAUUA
Copidosoma floridanum is the source of this 9417-nucleotide messenger RNA. RefSeq lists its product as uncharacterized. NCBI's taxonomy places the organism in Eukaryota, Metazoa, Arthropoda, Insecta, Hymenoptera, Encyrtidae. Gene Ontology annotation, molecular function: microtubule binding. Gene Ontology annotation, biological process: microtubule anchoring. Gene Ontology annotation, cellular component: centrosome. The record is from RefSeq and is a predicted model, not a curated record.